CAUCUCUCCUCCCACAAAAGAGGACAAUACAAAAAUCAAAAAAAAAAAAAAAGUACAAGAUCUCUCUUAAUUUCUCUUUGUUGUCUUCAUCAUCCAAACGCAAUGGCGAACGCGGCGUCGGGAAUGGCGGUGGAAGACGAGUGUAAGUUGAAAUUUUUGGAGCUAAAGGCGAAAAGAAACUAUAGGUUCAUAAUCUUCAGGAUAGAUGGACAACAAGUGGUGGUGGAAAAGCUGGGAAGUCCCGAGGAGAACUACGACGAUUUCUCCAAUUCCUUACCCGCCGAUGAAUGCCGCUAUGCUGUCUAUGACUUCGACUUCACCACUGCUGAGAAUUGCCAGAAGAGCAAGAUCUUCUUCAUUGCAUGGUCACCGGAUUCAUCGAGGGUGAGGAUGAAGAUGGUGUAUGCGAGCUCAAAGGACAGGUUCAAGAGAGAAUUGGAUGGGAUUCAGGUCGAGUUACAAGCCACGGACCCGAGCGAGAUGAGUCUCGACAUCAUCAAAAGUCGAGCUCUCUAGAUUCAUACAUUGCCUGAUUUUCUCCAUCAUAUAUCUCCAUAAGUGCACCAUCAUCAUCAUCAAUUCAAGCACUUUCUCCAUGUUAUGUAACUUUCUUGGUUUCAUUCAUUUUUUUCUCUCUCUAUUUUUUAUUGAUAUUUUUUAAU
Eutrema salsugineum is the source of this 662-nucleotide messenger RNA. Its product is annotated as actin-depolymerizing factor 12. Gene Ontology annotation, cellular component: actin cytoskeleton; cytoplasm. The transcript has 3 exons. Lineage: Eukaryota; Viridiplantae; Streptophyta; Magnoliopsida; Brassicales; Brassicaceae. Gene Ontology annotation, biological process: actin filament depolymerization. Bases 103 to 516 code for a protein of 137 amino acids. Gene Ontology annotation, molecular function: actin filament binding. The record is from RefSeq and is a predicted model, not a curated record.